CGAGAAUAUAGCCUGGUUAGCUAUCUCUGCUUGGUAUUAUUAUAAUCUUACAUAUGAUGAUAUCAAAUUAUUAUUUAGAGUUUCGGAUAGCACAACUCGGAGAAUAGUUAAGCAAUGGUUGAGCAUAGGUAGUCUUGUGAAGGUCACUAAGCAACGCAAGAGACGAGAUGAUUUAUUGCGAACUAAAGAACUAAUCAGUCAAGUAGAAACAAUGUAUAAUGAAAAACCUGCUAUUUACCUUGACGAACUGCAGAGACAAGUGCAACGGGCUAAUGGCGGUAAGACAAUAUCGUACGCCACUAUAUUGAGGAUAAUACAGUUUGAUCUUAAGUAUACACGUCAGAUAAAGGAGAAGGCGGCCAGAUAUGCCUCGUUCGGAGCUCAAACGGACUUCUUUACUUGUCUAUCAUGGGUACGUUUAUGCUCCCCAAUCUGUCAUAUUCAAUAUGUGUGUUUUAUUUGUAAUAACUACAGCUAAUAUAGUACAUUUAUACAUGCACUCCGCACAUAUACGCAUACAUACAUGCACAUAGUACAUAUAUACAUGCACAUAGCACAUAUUUGCAUGAAUACAUGCACAGCACAUAUAUAAAUAUAUGUACACAGCACAUAAAUACAUGCAUCCGCACAUAUAUUCAUACAUACAUGCCCACAGCAUAUAUAUAUAUAUAUAUGUACACCGCACAUAUACGCAUGCAUACAUGCACAUAGCACAUUUAUAUAUGUACACAGUAUAAAUUUACAUGCACUCCGCACAUAUAUUCAAACAUACAUGCCCACAGCACAUAUAUAUAUGUUCAUAGCACAUAUAUACAUGCACUCC
Molecule: messenger RNA, 823 nt
Organism: Sphaeroforma arctica JP610
Lineage: Eukaryota; Ichthyosporea; Ichthyophonida
Exons: 1
Source: RefSeq, a predicted model, not a curated record